AUGGCUGCUAGAUUCAACUCAAUCGAGUAUAAAAUCCCCAAGAUCUUUCCCAAAAUAAGGUCCCAGAUCUCAAUCAGGUCAAUUUCAUCAACAAAACCAUCAUUAUCACCAUCAAGAUUCAAUAUGCCCAAGCCAAAAGUUCUUAGAGUUGGAAAAAUCUCAUUUGCUUAUGAGAAAUGGCAAGAGAUUUCCAAGUUGGUUGAAGUUGUUGAUUGUGAAUCGGCAAACAGACAAGAGUUUUUACAAGAUUUACAAGGAAAAUACAAAGAAGUGACUAAUGUUUUACGUACAUUUGCUUCCGUUGAACAAACUGGGAGAUUCGAUGAGGAAUUGGCCCUGCAUAUGCCAGAUACUUUGGUAUCGGUGAGUCAUACGGGUGCUGGGUAUGAUCAAGUUGAUGUUGAGCCAUUCACCAAGAGAGGAGUACAAGUGUCGAAUGUGACAGAACCAGUUGAGGCUCCAACUGCUGAUACAGCUGUAUAUUUAACUCUAACAUGUUUAAGAAAUUUUCAACAAGGACAUGAAUUGAUGAUGAAAGGUGAAUGGCCAAAAAAGGGUUUUGCUGGUGCUAGAUUAGGAAGAAGUCCCGAGGGUAAAGUUGUUGGUAUCUUGGGAAUGGGAGGUAUUGGACGAGCAAUUCGUGAUCGAUUAAAGCCAUUUGGAUUUAAAGAAAUUAUCUACCAUAAUCGUAGCCAGUUGAAGCCGGAAUUGGAAAACGGAGCCAAGUACGUUACCAAAGAUGAAUUAUACCAACAAGCUGAUAUAAUUUGCAUUAGUGUUCCAUUAAAUGCCCAUACUCGUCAUUCAAUUAAUAAGGCCGAGAUUUCCAAAAUGAAGGAUGGAGUAAUUUUAGUCAAUACCGCAAGAGGAGCAGUCAUUGACGAAUCACAAUUACCGGAAUUGAUCAAGUCAGGUAAAAUCGGAGCGUUUGGUGCUGAUGUGUUUGAAAAUGAGCCGCAAGUUUCGCAAGAACUACUCGAUUUCUCCAAUGUUGUUAGUUUACCCCACAUGGGAACAUAUACUUUUGAAGCAAUCAAGAAUAUGGAAGAAUGGGCAGCUGAUAAUGUCGAAGUUUGUUUAAAGACAGGCAAAGUUAAGUCUAUUGUGCCAGAACAGUACAAUAUGAAGAUAGAUGCAAAGCCAUUGAUAUAG
Messenger RNA from Lodderomyces margitis, 1152 nucleotides. Its product is annotated as D-mandelate dehydrogenase-like dehydrogenase. The record is from RefSeq and is a predicted model, not a curated record. Gene Ontology annotation, molecular function: NAD binding; hydroxypyruvate reductase [NAD(P)H] activity; glyoxylate reductase (NADPH) activity. Gene Ontology annotation, cellular component: cytosol. The transcript has a single exon. Lineage: Eukaryota; Fungi; Ascomycota; Pichiomycetes; Serinales; Debaryomycetaceae. Bases 1 to 1152 code for a protein of 383 amino acids.